Uranotaenia lowii is the source of this 2267-nucleotide messenger RNA. Its product is annotated as serine/threonine-protein kinase Nek8. Bases 1 to 2244 code for a protein of 747 amino acids. The record is from RefSeq and is a predicted model, not a curated record. Lineage: Eukaryota; Metazoa; Arthropoda; Insecta; Diptera; Culicidae. Gene Ontology annotation, biological process: protein phosphorylation. The transcript is spliced from 8 exons. Gene Ontology annotation, molecular function: protein kinase activity; ATP binding.
AUGACUGCGACAGUCGUUUUCGUACUGAUGAAUGUCGCUCUAGGCUUCAGAAAAAUGUCGAAUGACAUUCGGACAGUUAUCAUCCCUGCUAAGAUUCGAACCGUGGGCCAGGGUUCCUUUGGAGUUGCCGUUUUGUAUGAGAGGCUCCAGGAUGGCCAGCUGGUGGUGAUGAAGCAGAUAAAUUUAUCGGAUUUGACCAAAUCUGAACGGGAUAUGGCCAUGAAUGAGGUGGAAGUUUUCUCGAAGUUGCACCAUCCUAACAUCAUAGCUUAUCUGGGGAGUUUGGUUCGGGGAGAGUAUUUGUUCAUCGAAAUGGAAUAUGCGGAUGGUGGGACCCUUGCACAGGUUUUGAUCGAGAAAAGUCAUGGAGAAAGGUUGCCGGAACGAUUUAUUCUGAACAUCUUUGAGCAGAUUACGAGUGCCAUCAAUUACAUGCACUCGCAGAAUAUUUUGCAUCGAGAUUUGAAAACGGCUAAUGUUUUUCUGAACAAAAGGGGUAUUGUGAAGAUUGGAGAUUUCGGAAUCUCGAAAAUUAUGAGCACCAAAAUCCACGCUCAAACUGUUCUAGGGACACCGUAUUACUUUAGUCCAGAAAUGUGUGAAGGUAAACAGUACGACGAGAAGAGCGACAUCUGGGCUUUAGGUUGUAUUCUAGGGGAGAUGUGUUGCUUCAAAAAAGCUUUCACUGCGUCCAAUUUGUCGGAACUGGUCUCCAAGAUUAUGACCGCCAAGUAUAUUCCCCUGCCGGAGGGUUACUCGGAUACGCUCAAGCACGUGCUGAAUCUGAUGCUACAGAUUAAUCCUCAGGAUCGACCCUCGGCGACGGAAAUUCUCCAAUAUUGGAUCCCCUUGAUAUAUCGGAACUUGGGGAAAAAUGAUGGGUUCAAGUACGUUUCGUCCAACUUUUUGAACAGUACCUUGAUGGAUGAUGCCACGACACUGAUGGGAACGGCUACACGGGACUAUAUGGAAGCUUCAACGGCCACUACGAGUAAUCUGCCACUGGCCGAACGAUCCGUUCUCUAUCAGCUCAAAUCGUUUGGUACUUCGACUAGUCUAACACCCUUGCAGUUGCCACCCAAUGGAAGGAUCCGUCAGGUAGCUACCAAUGGAACACAUUUCGUCGCGGUUAUGCAUGAUGGUUCCGUGUACAGCUGGGGUGAGGGCGAUAAGGGUCAACUUGGCCAUAAUGCGCUGGAGACGUGGCGUCACUAUCCUACAAAGGUGGAAGCGGUUCGAAAAUAUAACAUUAUCGGAGCGGCAACUGGAAAUGGAUUCACCUUCUUCUGGACCGAUUUGGGAGUGGUGUUGUCCUGCGGUGAUAAUAACAACGGUUGCCUGGGACAUGGCGAUACAACUCCGCUAUUGGUUCCGAAAAUUGUUCAAAAAUUCAACAACGUAAAAAUCAUCAAAGUGGUUUGCGGAUCCCAGCACGUGGUCGCUCUAUCCUCGGAUGGGGACUUGUUCACCUGGGGCAGUAGCGCAGAUGGCGCUCUGGGACUGGGUAAACAGAUGUUGGAAAGUAAUGAACCUCGAAGGUUGAUCGUUUCACAGCUAAUUCAGAAUAUCAGUGAUAUAUCCUGUGGACCGGAUUGUACCGUUAUACUGACGACUGCUGGAACGUGCUACUGUUGUGGAAGUAAUCAGUUCAACAAACUUGGGUUUGGGCUUAAGGUUACUCAGCUGAUGGCUCCACAGAAACUCACCUUCAUGAAGCAGAAAAUUGUGUCCGUCAGUGUGGCAGAGAACCAUGCUGCGUUUCUCCUCGAGGGAGGCUAUGUUGUUACGGCCGGAGAUAAUUCCAGCGGUCAGCGCGGGUUGAGCCAUGUGAAAGAAAAUUUUGAACCAACUCUGUUGAAAACGCUGACUAACAGAUUUGUUACGGGAAUCAAAUGCUACUCAACAUACUCGAUUGUUACCACGGAUGAUAACUGUAUCGUAUUCUGGGGCACUCGUCUAGGAAUACCGGAAACAGACUGUGAUGCCCCAUCUGUUAUGGAAACACCCUCUACGAAUAACAACAGCCAAUUUGGAAAUGCACCAAUCGGCAAUAGCACGGCAGCCUUUACGAAUUUUUUGGCUUCAGUCUACAAGUAUGAAACUAUUUUGGAUCCUAUUGAUAUCCUUGCGUUAUACUCAUCCAAGGAUCAACUGACUAAGGGAAGUUAUGUGAAACUGAUCGAUAUUGAACCUCUUUUACACAGUGUUUUAAUACUGGUUGAUAGCACGUGUCCAUUAAUUUAAAAGUUUUGACUCAAGGUUUUAGU